GGUGAUAGACAUUCGCUGCUUCCAAUCGGAGGCGCGCAGUGCCGGGAGCGGUCAAUCGGAGGCUUCGGUGGGCGGAGCGGCCGGGCCAGUUAGCUUUGGCGGUUCUAUUUCAACAUGGCCGAAGCGAGCGGCGUCAACGUAGGCAGCGGCUGUGAGGAAAAAGGGCCUGAGGAAUUGUCUCAGCAAUCUGCGCGCCCCGGCACUACCAUCUCGAGGGUGAAGCUUUUUGACACCAUGGUGGACACUUUCAUCCAGAAGUUGGUCGCUGCUGGGAGUAAUAACCUUCUUCACUGGGUGGGUUCAUCCGUUUCUCACCCGCCCUCUGGAGGACAGUCUGUGGAACAGGCGUUCAGUCGGGCAGCAAGCCGUUUACCAUGGAGAAGGAAGGAGGAAAUCUCUGAAAUCAAAGCGGAGGGAAACCUGGAAGCUGUCCUGAAUGCGCUGGAUGCGAUUGUGGAAGAAAGCAAGGACUGCAAGGAGCCGGCUUGGCGCCCUAGUGGGAUCCCAGAGAAAGACCUGCGCAGCGCUGUGGUGCCCUACUUUCUGCAGCAGCGGGACGCCCUGCAGCGCCAUGUGCAGAAACAGGAGGCCGAGAACAGGCAGCUGGCAGAUGCCGUCCUGGCCGGGCGCAGGCAGGUGGAGGAGCUGCAGCUGCAGGUCCAGGCCCGGCAGCAGGCCUGGAAGGCUCUACACAGAGAACAGAAGGAGCUGGUGGCCGUGCUGGGGGAGCCUGAGUGAGGAGGAGAGGGCCCGGCCCAGGAGCAGAGGGCAGUCAAGGUCAAGGGCCUGUGGUCCAGGAUGCUGGGCCUGAGUGAGCUGCCUCCCAGAACAGUCCCUAAGCAGUGAUGGAAUUUGCCGGAGAAGGAGGCCUCAGCUGUCUCCACUGCCGUUGUGCCUCUGGGGCUCCCUUGGGGUCAAAAACACACACUACCUUCAGAUUCCUCCCUGUUUUCUAACUUUAGGAUUCUUGGCCAGCUCCCACCCUGGGAAUUAGGCACCAUGCUUCCUCUCCUUUAGGUUCAGGCCAACCCCCCACCCUACCCGCAUCACACAUAUCGCCUAUUCCUGAGACCUCCCUGGGACCUGGCUUAGGGAAUCUGUAAUUCAGUUACCACUGAUUGUCCCCUUGCUGGCCAGCCCGAGCCAUGUUCUCCCCACAUCCGCAAAUAAACUUCCUCCACCACACUGUAA
Molecule: messenger RNA, 1191 nt
Organism: Kogia breviceps (pygmy sperm whale)
Lineage: Eukaryota; Metazoa; Chordata; Mammalia; Artiodactyla; Physeteridae
Source: RefSeq, a predicted model, not a curated record